Molecule: messenger RNA, 1314 nt
Organism: Paraglomus brasilianum
Lineage: Eukaryota; Fungi; Glomeromycota; Glomeromycetes; Paraglomerales; Paraglomeraceae
Source: the annotation of a GenBank genome assembly
AUGCGUCCUGGGAAAAAAGUUGAAAGACCAAGUAGCAUGUCAAACGAAACCGAAACGCGUAGAUCCCGCCGCAUCGAUAAUUAUCAUGAAUUAGGCGUUCGUGGCAGGCAAGCAAUUACAAGUGCCGUGAGAACAGGUGUAACAGUACCAAACACAGUGAAGAAGGAUUCGGAAGGGUUUGACGAUAUUGAUGAUUUUUUUGCAAAAGCUAUCGUCUUUAAGAGGUCGUCACCAGUGGAUACGCUACCUACAGCACGAUUUUUAACUCCAAUUUGUUUUGAAAACAGACAAUCAUUAUCCAGCCCUAGCCCAUUACCCAGUCCCAGCCCGUUACCACCGUCAAAUAUUGAAGAUACUCCUGCAGAAAAGUCGUCCAGUAAGGCCUUCGAUUUUGGAAUUGGCCAGGAUGACAACACACUUGGAAACGCCAGCCCAACGGGAAACGCCAGCCCAAUUUAUAUAGAAUCGACACCAGUACGAGCGGAUACCCUAGCUGCUGAUCGAUUCCUAACUCCAAAUAGACAAUCGCUACCUAGUCCUAGUCCAUUACCACCAUCAAAUAUUGAAGAUACUCUUACGUCCAGCAAGGUAUUUGAUUUGGGAACUGGCCAGAAUAACCAAACACUUGGAGAUGCUGGUUCAACGUCUGAUAGUCAAAACAAAGAUACAGAGGAUGAAGAACCGCUAGGACUGCGUCGAAGCAAACGACAACGCACAAAGCCUGUAGAGUAUUGGCGGAACGAGAAAGUAGUUUACGAAAUGCGGAGAUCUGUUGGAGUCCCUGUCCAAGUUGUCAAAGAUGUAAUACGUAUAAUCAGUGACGAUGAAGAAACAAAUACCAAGACUAAAGAAGGUGGCGUCAAAAAGCGGAAAAGCAACAAUAAGGCUAGUAGCCAUCGAGAAUCAAAAGAGGAGAGUAUCGAAAAACCCACAUCGCCAGACGCUGUUGUGGUAGACUUUGGUACUAAUAGGGAAGUCAGGCGAUCAAUUGUGGCUACCACAGCAAUGUUGAAUCCGACCCAAGCAAGCGAGAAGAAGGCUUAUAAAAUGCAAAAGUUGUUUUAUGAAGGCAGUUUUCUGGCUUAUGGAGUAGUCGAGAUACCUAAGGAGACAGAAAAGCCAAGCAAGAGUAGUAAAGACACAGCAUUGGUAUUCUACGUGGCCAAGGGACCGGUUAAAGUCACAAUACACAAAUGCACGUUUCAUGUAGGGACAGGAGACCACUUCUUCGUGCCUAGAGGUAAUUAUUACACCAUCAAAAACGAGAAUCAUCAUGAAAUACGUCUAUUCUGGUCUUCUGCAAAGGAAGUUUAG